Messenger RNA from Anastrepha ludens (Mexican fruit fly), 946 nucleotides. It is a transcript of the gene Enoph, whose product is annotated as enolase-phosphatase E1. Gene Ontology annotation, molecular function: magnesium ion binding; acireductone synthase activity. Bases 106 to 843 code for a protein of 245 amino acids. NCBI's taxonomy places the organism in Eukaryota, Metazoa, Arthropoda, Insecta, Diptera, Tephritidae. The record is from RefSeq and is a predicted model, not a curated record. The transcript is spliced from 4 exons.
CUUAUUUAUUUUUUAGUUUCUUAUACGUUUUGGCACUCUUUAAAAACAUAAACAAAUACUUUUGAAACCUAUUAGUGAUUAAAUUAUUUUUUUGGCAAUUGCAUAAUGGUAAACACGAAAGGCGGGAAAUUAAAUAACAUGCAAAUACGGAGCAUAAAAAUUAUUCUUAGACCUGAACAUGGAACUAAACAAGGAAGUCGCGGACAAAGAUAUGAACGAAAUAAUCUUAACUCAAUUUACAUACGGCAGGAUGUGCUCUUUCCCUAUGCGAAAAUACACACCAAAGCGUUUUUAGAGGAGACUUGGAGUGAUGCGGACACACAACGUAUCGUUCAAGACUUGCGCAAUUCGCCACAAUGCAGGGAGUAUUUCGGAGAUGCUACUGAACUAUCCACAGCUUCUGCUGGAAAUAUUGCUAGUUUUGUGAAUUUCCUUAUUGAUAAGGAUCUUAAAUUGGGUCCAUUGAAAACCCUUCAGGGAUUGGUGUGGACGAAAGGUUAUGCCAGCAGCAAAAUUAAGGGGCACAUUUACGCAGAUGUUGCAGCAGCAUUUAAGCAAUGGCAUGAGGCUGGUAUACGCAUUGCCAUCUAUUCCAGUGGAAGUGUUAAGGCGCAGCAAUUACUAUUUGGUCAAACAGAACUGGGAAAUAUGCUGACCUAUAUUAGCGGUCAUUAUGAUACUGCUGUUGGUAACAAACAAGAAAAAAAAUCGUAUGCCAACAUAGCGAAAGACUUAGCCUUAUCAUGUCCAGACAUACUGUUCCUAACCGAUGUGAGGCUGAAGCCGCUCGUGAUGCAGGUAUGCACGUCGCGAUACUCAAUCGUCCAGGCAAUGCACCAUUGACUGACGACGAUAAAAUAGCAUUUACAAUUGUUGAUAGUUUUGAUGACUUAAAGAUACAUUUGAAAUAAUAACUGAGGCUAUAUGUUUAAUUAAGAUAACAUCA